AUGCUAUGAAUACAAAUAAUCGAUAAACGGAAACAAUUACUUGAGAUAUUUUCCGCUAGGUAUGAAGGAAUGUAUUUGUAAUAUAUUGUGAAUUCUAACUUUUUCUUCCUUGAAAUGGCGACACACACAUACAUAGGAAAGGUACAAGGAAGAACCCGAAGCAAAGAAGAUUUGGAAAAAAAAUUUUCCAGCAUUUUGAAAUCAGCAUCUGAGAAAUUCAAACAAUCGGUGUCUUCUCACCAACACGAAUAUGAAUGUGACAAAAAUUACAGAGGAUUAGCCAUUAUAAUCAGCAAUGAAUCCUUCAAAAGAUCACAACCUCGCCCGUAUUGUGACGAUGAACUAAAAAGGAUGCAAGAAACAUUUGGAAAGCAUCUUCGCUUUACAGUUGUAACCUUUAAGGAUUUGACUGCACAACAGAUUAAUUGGGUUGUAGAUAUAGCCUGCGAACAGACACAAUUCCAUCGAAAUUCAGAUUGUUUUGCGUUUAUUAUUGGAAGCCAUGGUAACGAAAACCCAAGACCUGUGAAUUCCCUGCCGCCUACUAGAGUGUAUUACAGAGACCAUUGUUUAUAUGGGGUUGAUGAAGAUACGGUGACAACGAAAAGUAUAAUUGAAAAAGUCGCUGGAGUCGUGGAAUUACAAGAUAAGCCUAAGAUGUUUUUUAUUCAGGCAUGUCGGUCAAAGAUGAUUCCGGACGAGGUCUGCAGUGAACAUGGGCAUGAAAUUUUAGUUCUGAAUAUCGUAAAGAAUUCUUUAAAUCAAACAAACAAAACUACAUCGUCAAAUUCUCUGUCGUCGAGUGCAAGUAAACCUACCGACAAUGAUACGGUUGGAAACAUGUCGAAAGACCAGGACACAGCGGAAUUCAGUUUCAAAAAAGCGCUGAACAUGACGAAAAAGAUGUUUGGUUACAAUAAAAAUAAGCCAAAAGAGAUCAUACGUAUUGUAGAUCCACCGUGUGCAGAUGAUUGCCUCGUCGUUUAUUCAACAGCUUCAGAGAAAAAUUCUUUUGGAAGAGAACGCGUUGGUGGAUGGAUGUUAUAUUCUUUAAACGCAGCAAUAACGAAACAAAUAAAAAUUAUAGAGUGUAGUAAGAUAAACUGCAUAGAUAUAACAUGUGUUUUAAACGAUAUGACUCAUUACGUUUCAAAGUACUUUGAGACCAAGAGUUCCGAUUCAACGCAUCCUAACGGAAUGGAGGGGAGAAAAGUUCCAGUUGUUUUUGAACACUGUUUUACAAAAGAAAUGUAUUUCUAUUUGUAACCGUGUACGUUUUGUAGAAUUGCAACAUUUACGCCUUUCUAAUUUACCGCAGCAAAAACACAGAAAGGGUUGCCUUAAUUUGAUAUCAUCAUCUUCAGUCACAUUUAAAUGAACGUUUACAGUAAAAUUGAGAAUGGAACAUUUAUUUCAUUUUUGUAUUAAAUUUAGCUAUCAUAUUUUGGCAACAAAAUUACAGAACAAUGUAAUUUAAGAGAUAAGAUCUCGAUAUGGCCUUUAUUUCUGGAAAAAAAAUCAAAUUAGGAUUCAAUGUCCAUUAUCAUAUUGAAUCACAGUCAUUACAAUGACUAAACUUUAAACUUCUAUAUCAUUUGGUCUCUGGUGAAGAGUUGUUUCGCUGGUAAUCAUACCACAUCUUCUUAUUUUACUAUUUACGUAUCCGCAUUCUUUUUUAUGACGUAAAAAUAAGCUUAAACUUAACUUUCUACCAACUUCAAUGAAAAGGGCCAUUUUCAUUGGUGUUUUAGGACUUUGGACAUAUUGUGCAAACAUAUAUUUUAACAUUAUGUUCCUUAGAAAAAAAUAAUAACCUAAUUGACCUCAGUAUUUAGUUUGGCGAUCCCUAUGCCAUUAUGUAUCUAAGGCCAAUAUAGGACCAAAAUCCAAAAUAUUUGUUAGUCUUCAUCAUAAUUUCUAUAUUGGAAUUGUAUUUAUAAGAAAAUAAAAAAUAAAAAAAAAUGGACGAAUAACUCAAAUAUGGAUGGGUUGCGGAGAUAGCAUUUGAGAAUGGUCUAAGCUGAAUAUUUAUACGUAUGAAAAUUUGAAAUAAAAAUAUGAGGGAAAAUCUUUUUCAACUCCAUAAUGUAAUGUGUACAACCUCAAUAGGUUUGCAAACUCUCUGUGAAGUUUCAAAGAUCUUGAUUCAAAACAAAAAGUGUUACCUUCUUUUGAUUUGCUGAAAAAUCACUAAAUUCACGAUUUUGCCAAAAUGGGAAAAAAAUUAUUCAAAAAUAAUAACAUAAUAGCAGGUGGACUACUUCAAUAUGGGUACCAUCAUUCUGUAAAUUUUCAGAGAUCUGGAUUGAAAAAAAUGUAGAAGGAGUGGAUUACACGAAAUUGGUACUGUCUUUUGUAAAUUGUGCUCAAAAUGACAAAGUUCCUUACUCUGGAAAAUAGAAAAAAAAAAUCCGCAAAUAAUUCCAUUAUAGCAGCUGCAUACACUCAACAUAUAUGUGCCAUUAUUCUGUGACGUUUUUGUAAUUUUUUCAAUAAAAAAAGGACUAAUUAAUACUUUAGCUUGAGAGAACCUGA
This is a messenger RNA of Mytilus californianus (California mussel), 2535 nucleotides long. RefSeq lists its product as uncharacterized. Gene Ontology annotation, biological process: proteolysis. The transcript is spliced from 6 exons. Gene Ontology annotation, molecular function: cysteine-type endopeptidase activity. The record is from RefSeq and is a predicted model, not a curated record. Lineage: Eukaryota; Metazoa; Mollusca; Bivalvia; Mytilida; Mytilidae. Bases 115 to 1266 code for a protein of 383 amino acids.